UCCGCAUCCUCCUCGACGCAGUCGCGCGGCGAGGAUCAUUGCAGCAGUACACCGCAGCUCACAACCGCAUUGAAAGAACUCAGUACACAACGAUGCCGAUCGCACCGCCAAUCAACUUCCCCAAGUGGCUCGCGGAGAACGGGCACCUGCUCAAGCCGCCGGUGAACAACUUCUGCUUGUACUCGGGCAAGGACUACGUGAUCAUGGUCGUCGGCGGGCCCAACGAGCGCAACGACUACCACGUCAACGAGACCGAGGAGUGGUUCUACCAGCACAAGGGCGGGAUGCUCCUGCGCGUGGUGGACGACGGCGAGUUUAGGGACAUCAGGAUUGAGGAGGGCGAGAUGUUCCUGCUUCCGGCGAACACCCCGCACAACCCCGUGCGCUUCGCGAACACCAUCGGGCUCGUCGUCGAGCGCGUGCGCCCGGCCGACGCGACUGACCGUCUGCGCUGGUACUGCAAGGCACCGGCACACACGACCCCCACGGUCAUCCGCGAGGAUUCGUUCUACUGCAGCGACCUCGGCACGCAGCUCAAGCCGCUCAUCCAGAACUGGAUGAACAACGACGCGGUCCGGAAGUGCCCCGAGUGCGGGACCGUCGCCGAGGCGAAGUAGGCUGGAGGGAUGAGGAUUGUUUAUGCGUAACGUUAUCGUGUUCGAAGGUCAAGGUGGAACAUGAGCGAUGGUGAUGUUCUCUCAUGUCCUGGUCUAAGAAAGCCGACAAUUCCGAGUGCUCUAUCACAGCCACCGGCGAGUGCUAUACACUGCUUUUAUACGGCGGCCCCACAGCCUAGGCGUCAACUAUCUUCCGACGACAUACCGGCACCGUCAUGCCCCAUACGACGUCAUGGGGCGCAGGUCUGCGCGCACU
Messenger RNA from Fomitopsis serialis, 873 nucleotides. Its product is annotated as 3-hydroxyanthranilic acid dioxygenase. Gene Ontology annotation, molecular function: iron ion binding; 3-hydroxyanthranilate 3,4-dioxygenase activity. The record is from RefSeq and is a predicted model, not a curated record. The transcript has 5 exons. Lineage: Eukaryota; Fungi; Basidiomycota; Agaricomycetes; Polyporales; Fomitopsidaceae. Bases 93 to 617 code for a protein of 174 amino acids. Gene Ontology annotation, cellular component: cytoplasm. Gene Ontology annotation, biological process: 'de novo' NAD+ biosynthetic process from L-tryptophan; quinolinate metabolic process.